AUUUGAUUUUAUAUAUAUCUGCUGUUGCAAAACGAGAGAGAGAGAGAGAGAGAGAGUAUAUUUUAAUUGUUUUGUUUUUGUAUAUUUUAAUGUUUUUGGAUAAUAUAGUUAUCUUUUUGACUUCUAUGCAUUUGUUUUAUUUUAUUUAUUUUUAUUGUGAAUCUGUAUAUGUACAAGCUUCCAUUGUUGAACGAAGGAAUGGAUCAACACCAACACCCAAACCCCAACAAAUACUCCACCCCCACCUUUCCGUUCUCGCUUUCCUUCUCCGUUUCCACCGCAUAAAACCUCUCCGCGAUCGCCUCGCACCGCUCUCCAACCUAACACACACAUGCAUUUCUGACUCCUGAAUCACUUUCGUUCUUAAAUCUCUACACUCGCGGACAUUCUUUCUGCCUUCUGGAAUCGAGGUUCUUCCUACCCAUUUUCAAAAUUUGGAGUUUUCGAUGAUCUCGGUUCCCUUUCUGGGUUUUGUUUUCCCUUCUCAAUUCUACAGCAUUUUCUCAGGAGAAUCUCGCCGGACUCUGUCGUAUCCACUUUGUAGCUCAGCGGGAGCUCCAUUUUUGGAUCAGCAGGCAACCUAAUUUCUAAUGCUUGGAGAGGGUGCUUGAUGUAAAAGGUGAAAAGUAAUAGAAUUUCCACAGCAGAGGCUGUUGCAUGUUUCUCAUAAUCUGAUCAGCUGACAAACUUAACAGGUUUGUUAUUGUUUAUAUUUUGGCAUUCUGCUUCCAGGAAGGUUGUUGGUCCUCACUUGUCCUGAACCUUUUUAACUUAUCAGAAACUGAACUCUUUCCAGCGAUCAUGUUUUCAAGAUCUUGCACAAGCUUUUUGGACUUGGCAUCUGGGAACCUGUUGGAUUUCCCUCAAACUCCUAGAUCUCUUCCACGCGUGAUGACCGUUCCAGGAAUUAUAUCUGAUGCAGAUUAUAUUGGAAGUAAUUAUGAUGAUACAGACGUUCCCUCAGCUGUAUAUCAGGAGAAGAAAAUAAUUGUGGCAAAUUUUCUCCCUCUACAUGCUCAAAAGGAUUCAGAAUCUAAAAAAUGGUCAUUCAGCUUGGAUGAGGAUUCACUAUUGCUACAAAUGAAGGAUGGGUUUUCAUCUGAAACUGAUGUUGUUUAUGUUGGGUCUCUAAAGGUUGAAGUGGAUGGAAGUGAGCAAGAAGAGGUCGCCCAGAAAUUACUAGAGGAGUUCAAUUGUGUGCCUACAUUUCUUCCUCCUAACCUGCAGAAGAAGUUUUAUCAUGGAUUUUGUAAGCAGUAUUUGUGGCCUCUUUUUCAUUACAUGCUGCCUUUGUGCUCGGAUCAUGGCAACCGCUUUGAUCGCUUGCUUUGGCAGGCAUAUGUUUCUGCUAAUAAAAUAUUUGCAGAUAAGAUAAUGGAGGUGAUUAACCCCGACUAUGAUUAUGUGUGGAUUCAUGACUAUCACCUUUUGGUUCUCCCUACCUUUUUAAGGAAGCGGUUUAACCGUGUUAAGCUUGGGUUCUUCCUGCACAGCCCGUUUCCCUCAUCAGAAAUUUAUCGAACUUUGCCAGUUAGAGAAGAAAUUCUGAAAGCUUUGCUUAAUGCAGACUUAAUUGGUUUUCAUACUUUUGAUUAUGCUCGUCAUUUUCUGUCAUGCUGCAGUAGGAUGUUGGGCCUGGAUUAUGAAUCCAAGAGGGGUUAUAUUGGGCUUGAAUAUUUUGGCCGCACAGUAUACAUAAAAAUUUUGCCUGUUGGGGUUCAUAUGGGUCAGCUUGAAUCUGCAAUGAACCUUCCCACAACAUCCAACAAAGUCAAAGAAAUCCAAAAACAGUUCAAGGGGAAAAAACUUAUUUUGGGUGUUGAUGACAUGGACAUUUUUAAAGGCAUCAGUCUAAAGUUACUAGCAAUGGAACAGCUUUUGCAGCUGCAUUCAGAAUUGCGGGGCAAAGUGGUUCUGGUUCAAAUUCUGAAUCCUGCUAGGAGCACAGGAAAAGAUAUCGAGGAAGCGAAAAGGGAAACAUAUGUGACUACUAGAAGGAUAAAUGAUCUUUAUGGUUUUCCAGGCUAUGAACCAGUUGUCCUAAUUGACCGUUCUGUGCCUCGCUAUGAAAAGUCUGCCUAUUAUGCUCUAGCAGAAUGUUGCAUCGUAAAUGCUGUGAGGGAUGGAAUGAACCUAAUUCCAUACAAGUAUAUUGUUUGCAGGCAGGGGACUCCAAAACUGAAUGAAGCUAUGGGAAUUCCCUCCGGUUCCCCUCGUAUGAGCAUGCUCAUUGUUUCUGAGUUUGUAGGCUGCUCACCAUCUCUAAGUGGAGCAAUUAGGGUCAACCCAUGGGACGUAGAGGCUGUGGCUGACGCACUAAAUGCGGCUAUCACAAUGCCUGAUUUAGAGACGCAGUUGCGGCAUGAAAAGCACUAUCGGUAUGUUAGCUCUCAUGAUGUGGCUUAUUGGGCCUGCAGUUUCAUGCAGGAUUUGGAGCGAGCCUGCAUAGAUCACUACAAUAAACGUUGUUGGAGCAUUGGUUUUGGCCUCAGUUUCAGAAUUGUGUCACUUUCACCAAGUUUUAGGAGGCUUUCCAUUAACCAUAUUGUUUCUGCAUACAAAAGGACAAGUAGAAGGGCAAUCUUUUUGGAUUAUGAUGGGACCAUAGUUCCCCAUCCUUCUAUUGUGAAAACCCCAAGCCCUGAAGUCAUUUCUGUUCUUAACAAUCUGUGCAGCGACCCCAAGAACACUGUAUUUAUUGUUAGUGGUAGGGGGAAAAGCUCUUUAAGUGACUGGUUUGGUCAAUGUGAAAAUUUGGGAAUAGCAGCUGAGCAUGGAUAUCUUAUGAGGUGGAGCAGGAUGUCAAAUUGGGAAUCCAGCCCCUUUGCUGCAGAUUUUGAUUGGAAGCGAGUUGCAGAACCUGUGAUGAAGUUGUAUACUGAAACAACUGAUGGCUCUUGCAUAGAGGCCAAGGAGAGUGCGUUGGUAUGGCACCAUCAAGAUGCAGACCCUGAUUUUGGAUCCUUCCAGGCAAUGGAGCUAUUGGAUCACCUUGAAAAUGUCCUUGCAAAUGAACCUGUAGUGGUUACCAGGGGCCGCCAAAUUGUUGAAGUAAAGCCACAGGGAGUGAGUAAGGGAUUAGUUGCAGACAAAGUUAUUUCCACCAUGAUUGGUAACGGGAAGCCUCCAGAUUUUGUGAUGUGCAUUGGGGAUGAUAGAUCUGAUGAAGACAUGUUUGAGAGCAUAUCUAAUUUAUCAUAUAAGCCAUUAUUAUCUGCAGUUCCAGAGAUCUUUGCAUGCACUGUUGGCCAAAAACCAAGCAAGGCUAGGUACUAUCUAGACGAUACUAUAGAUGUUAUCAAAUUGCUUCAGGGCCUUGUUGAUGCUUCCAUAUUAAAACCAAGGUGUAAUACAGAAUUUCAAGCAUCUAUUGGAAGUGCUGCUUGCAACGCAAGUGCCAAAAUAGGGUAGAAAAUCAAUGGUGGGAUAUCGCAAAUGAUGACUGGGUUUUGAGUUGGACUCUUGCUUGGACGGUUUUUCUUGUUAUGACAUAGGGAUUCUCUUGCAGGACUGGAGAUUAACCUUUUGGUUGUUGAUAUUAACUUAAUUAGUGUGUGCAUGGCGGGGCCUGGCUGAUGCAUCUCUCUUGGUUUUUUUCAUGAAAGGUUGAUCAAUACUUCGCAAUAUCCUGUAUUUAGAAGCAUCAAAGACAACUUACAGUUGAGUGUUUUCCCCUCCCCAAUGCAAAUAUAUUUCCUCGGCGUAUAUGAGCACUUGCACUUUUGGAGUUCUUCUCUGCUGUUUCUGAUAAUAAUGGGUAUUACUGGUAGGAGGUAUCAUUUCAUUUGUACCUUGUCACUUUUUUGCUCAUACAUGAAAAUCUUUCUGAUAUAUAUCUCUUGGGCCUCACUGCCUGGCUAACUCAAUGGAGGAUACUGUUAGUUCUGGAUUUUUUUUUUUCAUCUGUUUCAUGCUUUUUUAGGUACUGGCUAUGUUACUACGCACAGGUUCUACAUCCAUUUAAGGAUGUGGAAGUGUCUUUCACAUUAGAAUAUAGGGUGUUGCAGAUGAAAUGGGAUGGUUCUCAGGUUCUUGCUGCUUGUAUAUAGAGGUCACAUGCUUCCCAUUUUACAUCACUGUUCUUGCUUAUCCCUUUUCUUUAUUCUUUACAACUCAUGUUUAGACCCGUUUGUUUCAUUGUACAGUGUUAAUACACUUUCAAAUCUCUUAUGGUGCAACAUUUUAUGCAAAAACUUGAUAAUGCUUCCAAAA
Molecule: messenger RNA, 4212 nt
Organism: Malania oleifera
Lineage: Eukaryota; Viridiplantae; Streptophyta; Magnoliopsida; Santalales; Ximeniaceae
Product: probable alpha,alpha-trehalose-phosphate synthase [UDP-forming] 9
Exons: 5
Coding region: 802-3411 (869 amino acids)
Biological process (GO): trehalose biosynthetic process
Cellular component (GO): cytosol
Molecular function (GO): catalytic activity
Source: RefSeq, a predicted model, not a curated record